Messenger RNA from Tetrahymena thermophila SB210, 384 nucleotides. Its product is annotated as transmembrane protein, putative. Lineage: Eukaryota; Ciliophora; Oligohymenophorea; Hymenostomatida; Tetrahymenidae. The record is from RefSeq and is a predicted model, not a curated record. The transcript has a single exon.
AUGCAAACCCUCUAUUCCUUUGAUCCUUACAGAUUACUCCUCUCUAAUUUUUGUGUCACUCCAAUUGAUGAAAUCCAUUAGAAUUAAUUAGAAUAACUCAAUACUUUGAACUAACAUUUAAAUAAACCUUCUUUGCAGUACCAAAUACUUACUUUAAAAGCAACAUUCCAUAUUGUUUCAUUAAGAGUUUUAAGAUAAUCAAACAAAUAACAUUUAGACAUUUAAGUGAUGAAAACGAGUUUAUUCUAAAUUCAAAAAAUACACAAGUUGUAUAGCGCUGCCCUUUGUUUUUUAAAUAUGAUUUCUUGUUUAGGUAGCAAUUAUGCAUUCGUUUCAAAAAUAUUUUUUAUUUUUAUUGCUUAAAAGCUAAUAAAAAUUCUAUGA